Messenger RNA from Thyridium curvatum, 333 nucleotides. RefSeq lists its product as uncharacterized. The transcript has a single exon. NCBI's taxonomy places the organism in Eukaryota, Fungi, Ascomycota, Sordariomycetes, Thyridiales, Thyridiaceae. Bases 1 to 333 code for a protein of 110 amino acids. The record is from RefSeq and is a predicted model, not a curated record.
AUGGCAGGUUGUUUUGAUUCUUUCGCCCACGGCGGUACCCAAGACCGCGACGAAAACAACGACGGUAAGCACGAGGGUCAAGACGACCCUCGCGUCCUUGCCAGUGCCGAGCGCGACGACCGAGCCGCCUUUGUCAUGGCAAAGAACAAUAACCUUGUUCUCGUCGCGUGCAUGCCUCUCGAUAUGGACGGCCUCGACAAUACCGACAACGGCGAUAUGCAUGGCCUCGCCUCUCAGGGCUUGGAGCUGGGUAUGUUAUUUCCCCUCUCCCCUUCUACCUUCUGCCCUGCCCCUCACCCACCCCCACCCCCCAACCAGCUCCGGUCAGAGUGA